AUGAAUCUUAUUUCAGAAAGAAGAAUGAAUCAACCAACUGAGCGUACUAGGCUUUUAAUACCUGUUACUCUACAACCAGAAUACCCAUUUAAUUCUAGUAUAAGCAGAGAACGCAAAAAGCGUGUUAAGCAGUUCCAAUGUUGCUUAUGUGCCAUGUUUUUGUCAAUAUUUCUCAUUACUAUAGUAAUAACAGUUAUAUAUAGUAUCAACGAGGAAGACAAAAACAAUUCUACCUCCAGCGUAAAUGAAAGUAAUACUUCAAUAGAAACGAUAGAAACUCCUGUAAUAUCAUUGUUUUCUGCAAUUGUUCCACUAGAAGAUGCCAAUAAAGAAAAGAAAACAUUGAACAAUGUAGAGCUUUGGAACGAGGCUAUUGAAGAAGGAAAAAAAGGUUUAAAUCAAAAAGACGAAAUCGAAAAAGAGGUUCCUUCUUUGAAUAUGCAGAGUCCCAGUUACAGACAUCAAAGAGUCACUGCUACGCAUGAAAAAGGGAGACUUUUAAAUAAAACGGAUAACCAACCUGUAGAAGUUAUAUGUGAGAAUGCACUGAUAUCAACUAAUAAACUAUGCGAAAAUACCAGAAUAGAAUGCAACAAAUUUCACAAAUAUCGCUCGUUUAAUGGUUCGUGUAAUAAUUUAAAGAAACCACAGGAAUAUGGGGUUGCCUUUAGGCGCUUUAGAAGAAUGCUACCUCCAGAUUAUGCUGAUGACCACGACAUUACUGCUACAGCUUUGAGCCAGAAAGCAAAUGGAAGUACGAUCUCCUGUUGCGAUUAUAAUGUAUUCACAUCGCCCGAGUGUUUUCCAGUGCGAUUGGAUGAAGAAGAUCCUUUUAGAGAAUAUAACGUUAGCUGUAUAGAAUUCGUCAGAUCAGCUCCAGCACCGACUUGUUGUCUAGGAUCAAGAGAACAAUUAAACCAAGUCACCUCGUUCAUCGACGGAUCAGUUAUUUAUAGCGCUGAUGAAGAUUUCGCAAAGAAACUGAGAGAUUCCACUAAAGGCGAUGCUAGAGCAAAUGAAAAUUUACAUUUAACCACCAUGCAUUUGCUGUGGGUACGCCAACACAACCGUAUAGCCGAAAAUUUGUCAAAAAUUAACACUCACUGGGACGAUGAGACCAUUUUUCAAGAGACACGAAGAAUAGUAGCGGCUCAAAUUCAACAUAUAACCUAUAAUGAAUUUCUACCAAUUUUAUUAGGUCACAACCUAAUGCGAAAAUAUGACUUACUUCCACUCAAAUGGGGGUAUUCUAAGAAAUAUAAUGACAGCCUAAAUCCCGACAUCGCGAAUAAUUUCGCAACUGCAGCAUUUAGAUUCGCUCAUUCCAUUAUUCCAGGGCUGAUGAAACUCCUUGCAAAUGAUACGUCAUCUCCGGAAUAUGUGCAAAUGCAUAAGAUGUUGUUUAAUCCUUUUGGUUUGUAUAAGCUAGGAGAAAUGGAUAGGACACUAAAGGGAGCUAUGAAUACAACUAUUGAAGCCAGUGAUUCCUAUUUCACUAACGAGUCCGGACGACCUCUACCUUCAUCUAGAACAGUCAGUCUGAUAGUCCAUAGACCGUACUAUAGAGAUGACCCAAAAUUUUCCGUAAUGCUGGCUGUGUGGGGUCAAUUUUUAGACCACGACAUUACUGCUACAGCUUUGAGCCAGAAAGCAAAUGGAAGUACGAUCUCCUGUUGCGAUUAUAAUGUAUUCACAUCGCCGAGUGUUUUCCAGUGCGAUUGGAUGAAGAAGAUCCUUUUAGGCGAUGCUAGAGCAAAUGAAAAUUUACAUUUAACCACCAUGCAUUUGCUGUGGGUACGCCAACACAACCGUAUAGCCGAAAAUUUGUCAAAAAUUAACACUCACUGGGACGAUGAGACCAUUUUUCAAGAGACACGAAGAAUAGUAGCGGCUCAAAUUCAACAUAUAACCUAUAAUGAAUUUCUACCAAUUUUUAUUAGGUUAGUAAAAAUCUUCCAAGUCACAAUCCUAAUGCGAAAAUAUGACUUACUUCCACUCAAAUGGGGGUAUUCUAAGAAAUAUAAUGACAGCCUAAAUCCCGACAUCGCGAAUAAUUUCGCAACUGCAGCAUUUAGAUUCGCUCAUUCCAUUAUUCCAGGGCUGAUGAAACUCCUUGCAAAUGAUACGUCAUCUCCGGAAUAUGUGCAAAUGCAUAAGAUGUUGUUUAAUCCUUUUGGUUUGUAUAAGCUAGGAGAAAUGGAUAGGACACUAAAGGGAGCUAUGAAUACAACUAUUGAAGCCAGUGAUUCCUAUUUCACUAACGAGCUAAAAUCGCACAUGUUUGAACGAACAGUUGAGCAACUUAAGCAACCAAAACUAUGUGGUCUGGAUUUGGUAUCUCUCAACGUCCAAAGGGGCAGAGACCACGGUUUGCCAGGUUACACAAAAUGGAGAAAACUUUGUGGAUUAAAGAACAUGGUACGAACGUACAUAAGAAAAACUCAGAAUGGUGCUGGCUUCUCAUAUAGCACUGAAGACCUUAAUAUGGCAAUUGAGGAUAUCAGAAAUGGUAUCAAGACAAGAGUCAAAGGAACGUGUGGGGCGGAACUGACUUCAAAGAAGGUAACGGUGGUGGAGUUCAGUCAUAUUUGUCGUCUCUUGAGGGAAGAGAAAUUGCAGAUUGAAUAA
Diabrotica balteata is the source of this 2628-nucleotide messenger RNA. Lineage: Eukaryota; Metazoa; Arthropoda; Insecta; Coleoptera; Chrysomelidae. The record is from the annotation of a GenBank genome assembly.